GUUGACCGGCCCAGUCUUCAAGACUUUGCAGGCAAAACGAAAGUUAGAGAAUCAGAAGGGACGAGCGAUGGAGUUGCAGCAGGUGACAACAAAGGCGGACGGACAUAAGGAAGAUGAUGGUGCUAAAGAGCCAAUGCUAGGGGUCAAAAAAACUGAAGAGGAAACACAACCAGACCAUUACUCUAAACUACGUAAUCCAUCUGAGGACGUCUACACAGAGGCAAAUUUAGGUGGUUCUUCAGUCAAAGGAAAAGCAGAGAAAGAACAACCAGACUCUGAACAACAAAGUCCGGCCGAGGACGUCUACGCAGAAGCUCAUUUUGGUGAGUCUUCAGGCAAACAGACUGUGGGAAAUGUCAGUCUGUACCGUGUUGGGUGCUUAGUCCUCACAGUGCUCUGCCUUGUCCUGCUGCUGGCCGUCAUUGUACUCAGUAUGAAAGUCCAAACUGUGUGCUCAGAGGGAGGGGAGGCAGACAUGCAGCUAUCAACCUGCAGCUAUGAACAAUGCCAGGAUCGCUACGGUACUGGCCAAGGCCAUGUUGGAGGCUGCAGCCGGUGUCCUCCUUCCUGGCUGACUCUUGAGAAGUCAUGUUAUUUCCUGUCACGACACAGACUGAGCUGGGAGGAGAGCAAGAGCUAUUGUGCUGAAAGAGGCGGAACUUUGGCUGUCAUCAACAGCCAGAAACUUCAGAUUUUUCUGUCUGAGCAUGGGAACCUGAUGUACUGGAUCGGGCUGAUACACAAAGGAAACAAAUGGAGCUGGGUCAACAACGACUCAGUGCAAAAGAGCUACUGGGAGAAUAAUGUGUCACCAGCGGGUUGUGGCGUCCUGAACAGUCGCGGCCCACGUGAGAAGAACUGGCUGAGUCACAACUGCGACAAUUACACCUACUUCAUCUGUCAGCUGCAGAUCUGAUAGCGUCGUCUUUUCUAACAGAAACAUGAGCAAACCAAUUCUCUGUCCACGGCGGCUCAAUAGCACGUCCAAUCAUUUAUCUUUCCACUUCACACUUUAAUCGAUAGUUUUCAACAAAUAUAUAUUGUGAAGCUUUUUUAGAGUAUAGAUUUUUGAAUGUAAAAAAACUGUUGGGCCAUUUAUACAAAUAUUUGUAUUGUUUGCAUUUCUGUGUAGCAUCAUCUGUCCUCUGAUCAAGGUUUGUCAUCCUUACUGUUUGAUUCUUUAUUCUGCUGUAUGAAAAAAAAUAGAGGCCAGUAACCUUUUUUAACAACAUUUUAUUUCAUAUAAAAUUGUCAUAAUUUCCCAUGUACACUGAAUGACUACAUUGACACUGAAUGACUUUCUUUUAGCUUAGUAUAUACAGUAUUGCUGCUACAUACACGUGUGUGUAUAUUGCUAUAAAAAUAACAUAAAAUAACUCUUUUCUAUAGCAUAAUACUGCAGGAAUAAUUGCACUAUAAAGAGAAACUUCUUGCAAGUUAAUUCACUGAAAUUCACCACCACUUCAAAGCCGAAGUCUGUAAUUUGUUUCAGAAUCACGUUUUUUAAAUGUUUGUUAUUUGUUAAAAUCCUCCUGACGUACAGGUAGCCACCAACGUAAAAGGAAAAAGCAAUGCUGCACCAUCUCCUGUUUGUCCUCUUGAUAUACUGAUAUUCAUAGUGCAGGUAUAAAUCUUAAUAAAAAGGCUGAAAAAACACA
Messenger RNA from Solea solea (common sole), 1658 nucleotides. RefSeq lists its product as uncharacterized. Lineage: Eukaryota; Metazoa; Chordata; Actinopteri; Pleuronectiformes; Soleidae. The record is from RefSeq and is a predicted model, not a curated record. The coding region runs from base 68 to 916 and encodes 282 amino acids. The transcript has 8 exons.